Messenger RNA from Xiphophorus hellerii (green swordtail), 6130 nucleotides. It is a transcript of the gene nectin1b, whose product is annotated as nectin cell adhesion molecule 1b. The record is from RefSeq and is a predicted model, not a curated record. Gene Ontology annotation, biological process: heterophilic cell-cell adhesion; homophilic cell-cell adhesion; protein localization to cell junction. Gene Ontology annotation, cellular component: adherens junction. NCBI's taxonomy places the organism in Eukaryota, Metazoa, Chordata, Actinopteri, Cyprinodontiformes, Poeciliidae. The transcript is spliced from 7 exons. Bases 1425 to 2753 code for a protein of 442 amino acids.
CAGCUACAUAAGUUGGAAGAAUGUAGUAGUAAAAUUACAGAAUAAUUUUAAACUGUGGUUGUUGGGGGUUAUGAAACAUUUCCAAGCCAGGUAUCAAUGCAUGGUUGAUAUGAAAUGUUAUGUGACUGAUGGUUAAUUUUCAAGCCUAAAAAAAGGUGUAAAAUAACCAAAACUAAAAGGCAUGAAAUGAUGAAGGGGUAAAUUAACAUGGAUCCUUUCUAUAUUUACAUUGAAGUCAAAACAGGGACACUCGGUCCCCAGUAGGCAUGCAAGUAAACAAUAUCAAAUUCAUUUUGGGUGCUUAUGACGCCCCUAUAAAGUGCUGCCCUGGGUGUGUGCCAGAACCACAUGUGGUAAAUGUGGUUUAUUAAAAACCGCAACAGCUAACAUCUUCACCUUCACCUUACAAUGUUAUUAAUUCCUAUUCAUUCACUCAGUAUUUCUCUUUGCGCACCCUGAAGUUAGGGUUCCGUUGCUCGCUGUAACGUUUUGCAGGACAGUCCAGGCUCCUCCCCAGCACCAACGUCACCCGAUCCCUAACAAAGCGUCAGCUAUAGUCGGCAACACAUUGUGGUGGCAGAUCUGCGGGGCGCUGCGCAAAGCGGGACCAGCAACGCUGCAUUUCAUGUCCCCAAAAUAUUCCGAGAUAAGUGCGGAAGAGCGUGCAUAGUAGAUCUCUAGAGUCACUGCAACUUCAUCGGCCGGCUGUGCUGCUCUCUCCCUCCCCAGUCUGCUGAAGCUGCUGCAGACCGGAGGAAUUUGCAACUUGCGGAACUGAAACUGGGAAGCGUGAUCCGUUAGGUGCACUGUCAGUUUUCGGAGGAAGUUAUUAUUUUUUUUAAGAAACGGCCACAUACUUGGAGUUACCUUCCCAGUGUUGGAAACUUCCCAACGCAGCAUCGAUCGAGGUCCUCCCGCCCACUUACCUCUGAUCCACAAUACAGGAAGGCGGAGAGAGAGAGGAGAGCGAGAGAAACAGAGAGAGAGAGAGAGAGAGAGAGAGAGAGUUGAGCAGCCGCAGCGGUGGAUGGAGCAACAAAGGCUGGAUGGGUAAACUACAAGAGUCCCUCUGAGGAAAACUCAACAGCGCUUUCUGUCGUCGCCUGAUAUUUUCUUAACUGGAACUCUGUAUCAGCUUGGAUCUCAUUCCGGGGACCCCAUCCAGAGCAAACUCUCCAGAGCCAACCCAGCGGGGGGGGGAAUUCGUCGCAGACGUGAAAUUGAUGCUUUGGCACGGAGAGUCGCGCAGCCGAAAACGUAGUUUUGCGAAAGUCUCCUGUAGCCCAGUGAGGGAGAGGUAGACCGGUCUGCGGCCGAAGUGGGAUUUGCAGAAGUUGCAUGCGUGUUCUUUGUCGCCUCGAGUGAGUCCCGUCCAGUCCGCUCUCAGGUUAUCAGAAGAGACCAACCGGGAUAGUUGAGGAGCCAUGGAGCUGUUCGCGGGGAUGUUGGGAUUCCUGUUGUGGCUGCAGGUCCAAGCUGUAUAUGGACAGAGUGUACAGAUGGACCCCAGUAAGUCUGGCUUUGUGGGCACACAAGUGGAACUGCGCUGCAUCUUCGUCAAUAGCAAUCCGCCGGUGAAGAUCUCCCAGGUCACCUGGCAGAAGCUGUCCAACGGCACCAAGCAGAACGUCGCCACCGCCAACCCGACCCUGGGCGUGUCCAUCCUGUCGCCCUUCAAGGAGCGGGUGGGCUUCAAGCAGGCGGCCGCUCUCCAGCGCCACCAGAUGGAGGACACCACCAUCGUGUUCUCCAACCUGCAGCUGUCCGACGAGGCGGCCUACAUCUGCGAGUACACCACGUUUCCGGCGGGCAACAGAGAGAACAUGGUCAACCUCACCGUGUUUGCUCGACCAAUGACUCGGAUGACCCUAACGAGCCCGACGAUCGUGGCCAGGGGUAAGAAGCGCAACAUGACCGUCGCCACCUGCACUUCGGCCAACGGGAAGCCUCCAAGCACGAUCAAGUGGAACACAUUGCUGAAGGGGGAAGCCACCUUGCAGGAGACUCGCAACCCGAACGGCACGGUGACGGUACGGAGCAGCUACGUGGUGGUCCCGAGCCGCGAGACACACAAACAGAAGCUCACCUGCAUCGUGACGUACCGGGGCGAGAGGAUCACAGACAGCGUGGUGCUCAACGUGCAGUAUGAACCCGAGGUGAAGAUUGAAGGGUUUGAUGGAAACUGGUACCUGAACCGUCAGAAUGUUCAGCUGACCUGCAGGGCUGACGCUAACCCCCCUGUGACGAUCUACCAGUGGAAACUUCUGAACGGCUCGCUACCCAGCAACGUGGAGAUCAAAAACAACACCCUGUUCUUCAAGGGGCCCGUGACCUACGACCUGGCCGGAACGUACGUCUGUGUCGCAAUCAACGGCAUCGGGACGCGCACCGGAGUCGUGGACGUCAACAUUACCGAGAAGCCAAUGCCUCAGGGUCCCCCAGGUGGUGUUAUCGGGAUCCUUGGAGGUGUUGUUGCCAUUGGACUCAUCAUUGGUGUGGCUGUUACUGUUUUCAUGGUCCAUCGGCGGCAGCAGAAGACUCGCACAGAGACAGAUAAUGACCUCAUUGCUGUUGCUGCUGUUGCUGAUAGUUGUGUGACACAGGCUCCAGAGAAGCCAGAGUCCCCCACAAGGAAAGUAGAGGCACCUGACCCCAGUCUGUCCCCUGCCGACCCCUGCCUUCCUGGAUCCUCUAUUCUGCUGCCUGCAUGUAACGGCGGCCUGCAAGUGACAUAUUUGAGCACGCCAUUGUGAGCGCUGAAAGCUGCAAACUUUCAUCGAUCACGACUCAGAAGCACUGGACUUGAUGUGUUAAUAAGAGAUUUGUUUUGAUGCAUCUAUUAAGACUUCUGAACUCAUGCAUCUCCAUUUGAUGCAGGAGAAAAUAAAAGAAACAGAAAAUAUCCAGCUCCAUGAAAUAACGGCAAUGCCUUUUGAUAAACAAUUAUGCAAGAAAAUGAAGCUUGAUUAAAAGCAGCUCCGAGAUUAAUUAAACCUCAUCAAAAUUAAAAAGAUGAAGCGUCCAGCUCCACUUGAUCAGAUUCACGGAGCUGAAUAGGAACAAACAGGAUGAGUGGAGAUUUUAAAGUAGAUGUAAAAUUCUUAAUCAAAGUUGAGCUUUUAAAGGGACAGCUUGUAUUUUAAAGUGAGGUACCUGUACUAGAAACAUGACAUAUCGCAGUACCUUUGUAGAAAAAAAAAGAAAGGCAGAUUUCACAUUUUAGCUAAUUUAGAUCUCAAAUCUCAAGCUGAUUUGUUUUCAUGCUUUGGAUACAGAUGUUAAGCAUUCACUCUUUUACAAAAGACUUUAUAUCUAAUAAGAUCACAUGAAAAUGACCCCAAGCAGAAUAUUGUUGAAAAUUUGAAAUUUGCAUGCUAAUGGAGAUCCUGCAUAUACAGAGAACUGUAUUUGAAGCUUUUUGCUGCCAUCUAGCUGUCAGAAUAGAUACUACAUCAGCUUGUGAUUUUGAGUACUAGGCUGCAUUGGAAAAGGUUUGUACAUAAACUUAUGUUGUAAUACAAAUUCAAAGCAUAAACUGCAUAAAACUGCUAAAUUUGUUUAGGUACUACAGCUAUGCCUAAUGUUGCUAAUUUGCAUCAUACCAUGGAAAACUUGUAUCAGUUGAAUGGAAUGUUUUCAAAGUAACAAUCUCUGUAAUUUAGGAUCUUAAAAUUUAAAAUAAAAACUCAUCUGAACAAGGUCUAAGUUACCAAGCGCAGACAGUUUAGUUUAGAGGUAACAGGAUGAUUCCACUGCAGUUGCAGUCACAACUGCAUCAGUUGUCCAUCAAUGGACUGAUGGACAACUGAUGAUAUUAUCAUUACCAUAAUGUCUAUAUCAUUUCCAAACAUGCAGAUCUUUAAUGUAGUAGGUUGUAUGCUUUGGUAGCAAAUACUUUUAGUUUGAGCUGUUUAAAGUAGCUUAAACUACUUAAAUAGGAGUCAAUCUGUUAGCCUAAACAUUUCUCCCAACAAACUCACUGUGAUAUUACAUGUUUCUAUUGCAGGUUUGGGAACUAUUGUUGAUAUUAUGCAAAAAAUGGAAUAACUGAACUGUCUCUUUAAAGCUUUGUGACACAUAAGAUAAGACACAAUAUUAUCCUUAACUGUCCACCUUUUCCCACCUUUUCCCUCUGCCUCCUGCUCUUUUUUCUCCCGUUUUGUGUGCACGACUCCCAUCAAAUCUGCAUGACAAGAUGUAUCGUUUUUUCAGUACUGUGACCGUUGUUAUGUCUCACUAACUUUGGCAUGGAUUGCUUCAUGUAGUGAAACGUGGUGAAAAGCUCUAUGUGUGUUUCCUGUGUGACUUGUUGUCAGUCGUGUUCAGUGUCAUAUUAGAAACCUGUUCACUUCUUCUAAUUGAAAUAUCUAAUGAUAUAAAUGCUGAUAAGGUGCAGGGAGAGAAUGCUUUGCGUUUGUUUAGCUGCAGGAUCACUGUAAAGAGAUUCAUAGUUUUAUGUGAGUUUGUUAUGUCGGGGUAAAGUGGAAGCGUUUAGCCAGACUGUUUAAUUCUGCAUGUUGAUGAGCUGUUAAUCAAGCUUGGGCAUUUGAUAACAUGCCUGACUGCACCGCCAGUCACGCCUCUGUUUGCCCUCACAAAGCAGCACAUGAUGUGACUCAAAAUUGGUCAAUCCUAAUAAAUCACCGGGCUCCUUUUAAAGGCUACACUGGCACAAUAGUCAACUGAUUAUCAAAAUAGAUGGGCACUGUCAGAGGCGAUGUUCUCCCAAUAAUGUGUUCAUCGCUCUGUUUUGCCAGAGCUUGAUGUAUGACCUCCAAAAUGGCGAAAAGCACAGCCAAUUAUAGCAAAGUGGAAAAAAAAAUGAUGUACAGCUUGGUUCCUUGUUGUUGUAAAUAUUCGCUGGUAUAAACUACUUUGAUGCCAACCUCCACCAUGCUGUCAACUGCGUAAGAGUAAAACCAUAAAGCUACAGUCACACUGUUUCUUAUCUUGCUACAUAUGCUGGUAUACAGAUGAAGGGCAUAAAUCUUAGUGGGGUUUUUUUGGCAUGGAGUCACUUUAUCAUAUUUCUUUUCUGUUUUCUUGUGGAGUAUCGCACAUUUUUGUAUCAAUUCAACACCAAAUAAGUCCAAUGAUACCUAUACUGAUACCGAUACUAUUAAUUAUAUAAGUAUGAUAUAUCAUCAAGCCUCUGACCUUUAGGUAUUCUUGUGGUUUUUCCUUCGAAAUUUUUUGUUCAAACAGAAAUUAAACAAAUUUUAUGGGUAUCUACAAAAUACUUCAAUAUCAUAUUAAAAUGGCAUUUUUUCUACACAAACGAAUGCAAAAAUUAUCAGAGAACAAAUCAAAACAAUGUCUUUUCUGAGGUAGGGUUGAGAAACUACGAUUAAAAUCCAUUAAAUUUGAAGAGGGAACCUGAAACCAAAGUACCAUGCUUAAUAUCAAUCUGAUACUGACCAGGUAUCAAUAUGAUCAAUGUUUUGAAUUAAUCCACCAAACUCUACAGUACCCUAUUGAGAUUAAAGUUCAGUGCUUUAUCCAGAUUUGCCUGCAGUAGAGCUGCAUGACAUCUCACUAAUAUAUCAUUACCAUAAUAUUAAUUUGUGCAAAAUUAAUAUCAGAAAAUAUUUUUAGACGCAGUGUCAUUGGCUAUCAUUACCAAGUAUCACUAAUUCACAUUUCAGUUUGUUUGAUGGAGUUUAACUGCAAACCUUAUAGAAAAAAAUCCCUUUUUCCCUGCAAGGCAACAUUCCCCUUCUGUGGCCCAUGCAAGUAAUAUUCGUCAUCACAAUAAUUAGUGACAAUAUUACCUAUCGCAAGAUUGUCUAUUAUUUCAGUUCUCAGUGGUUUAAAUAACUAUAAGCUGAAUGCCUCAGAAGACAGGGCCAAGUUAGCUUGAGUGAAUGUUCACUAGCGCAGACAGAGCAUCUGCAUGGCUUAGUUAAAGUUAUCAAAUGACUGCUUCUACAUUUGUGUAGCAUUUACUUAAUUUUUGUACCAGCAGUGGUUGUGUGUACUAAAUAAUCUAUAUAAUCUGAUAGUUUAACUAGAAAUCAAAUUAUGUACUUUAUGGUAUCAGAUGCUUGAAGCAUUACUGACAGCAGCAUUUAUUUGUAUGCAUUUGAAAUGUAAGGCAGAUAUGCAAUAGUGUGACGGGAGGUAUUAAGUA